Molecule: messenger RNA, 186 nt
Organism: Ostreococcus lucimarinus CCE9901
Lineage: Eukaryota; Viridiplantae; Chlorophyta; Mamiellophyceae; Mamiellales; Bathycoccaceae
Exons: 1
Biological process (GO): mitochondrial respiratory chain complex IV assembly
Cellular component (GO): mitochondrial intermembrane space
Source: RefSeq, a predicted model, not a curated record
CCCGAGCGCGGGGUGUUCCCGCUCGACCACUUCCACGAGUGCGACGCGAGCAAGACGCGAUACUUGGAGUGUUUGGCGCGACGCGAGCGCGACGCGACGGCGUGCGCGACGCUGUCCAAGGCGUACUUAGAGUGUAGAAUGGCGCGAGAGCUCAUGGCGCGAGAGGAUUUGACGCAAUUGGGGUUU